Messenger RNA from Mixia osmundae IAM 14324, 700 nucleotides. RefSeq lists its product as uncharacterized. The record is from RefSeq and is a predicted model, not a curated record. The coding region runs from base 279 to 524 and encodes 81 amino acids. The transcript is spliced from 2 exons. NCBI's taxonomy places the organism in Eukaryota, Fungi, Basidiomycota, Mixiomycetes, Mixiales, Mixiaceae.
CACCAUCUGUCGAAUCUUUUCAUGAAGCUGCCUCGACUGUAGGCCAUUAGACGAUAUAACGAAUUUGCCAAUUGUUGUUUGUUUCGGGCAAGCUUGGCAUUGCACCCUGUAAAUACGACCAACUAUCCAGAUCAUAUUGCCGAAAACCGUCGGUGUAGCGGCACAGAGGAUGCUUUGCGGUGAGACACACCUCCUGCAUCCAUUGUGCGAACCAUCGUUGCAGGCCUCAGAGUGUCGGAGAUUGAUCGCGACAACGAGACGUCUUGCAGCAGCUUGCUAUGUCCAAAUUGUUUCUUGUCCAUCAUUUGACGCGUUGUGCGCUGUGGACCUUGCUGUGUUCCCUUGACGCAUACGACAUUGUACGUAGAGCCAUUGUGUCGAUCGACCUAUAUGAGACGUCGCAGCUGAACUUCAGUGCGGUGAUGCACCGUACAAUGCAAGGCUGUCUCGUCGAAUUCGUUCAGCUUGCACAUUGUUGCGCGGCUGAUCUGUCAGAGGGUGCGGAUGAGCUGACAAGCUGCUGAAGACCGAUAUGACGCUGGGACGCUUGAGGAGAUGCACGGAGAAGCCAGAGGCAAUGUGACGCCUGAAGGGAAACCUUGCAAGGCUGCAAAGUCGCGACGGAAGCGACGUCGACGAAGGCUCGAGCUUGAGAGCUCUGAGCGGCGUGCUGAAGAUCGAUCGUCGAGCAUGCUGUCCC